This is a messenger RNA of Vigna radiata var. radiata (mung bean), 336 nucleotides long. RefSeq lists its product as uncharacterized. Lineage: Eukaryota; Viridiplantae; Streptophyta; Magnoliopsida; Fabales; Fabaceae. The record is from RefSeq and is a predicted model, not a curated record. Bases 1 to 336 code for a protein of 111 amino acids. The transcript has a single exon.
AUGGCUGAGGAGGAGAAUCCUGGGAGACGUACUCUGGCGAAUGCCAUCACUGUUGUUGGUCCUCAACACUUUAAUAACAUUGUAAGGCCGAGGGUCAAUGCUUUGAACAUGGAGGUGAAACUGGUGUUGAUUCAAUUGGUGAAGAGCAACCAUUUCAAUGGACUGUCAAAUGAAAGUCCAUAUUAUCAUCUGACCACAUUCAACGAGAUUUGCAAUACGGUGAAGAUCAAUGGUGUGUCGGAUGAGGCGAUUAAACUUAGCUUGUUUCCUUUCUCAUUGGAAGGCAAUGCUAAAAUGUGGUUGAACUCUUUCCCGAAGAAUAGCUUUACUGAAUGA